This is a messenger RNA of Pogonomyrmex barbatus (red harvester ant), 1454 nucleotides long. RefSeq lists its product as uncharacterized. Gene Ontology annotation, molecular function: protein binding. NCBI's taxonomy places the organism in Eukaryota, Metazoa, Arthropoda, Insecta, Hymenoptera, Formicidae. The record is from RefSeq and is a predicted model, not a curated record.
AUGAGGCUGCUGAAAUUCUUACUUCGUUAUUUUCCACCAGGUCUUGCUCUGGAAUACACGCAAGGCGGUGAUAUCAAAACAAAAAUGAUCGAUUUACUGGAUCUGUCUGCCGAAACAGACAUAAGAGCAUUAGCGGAAAGCAUAAAAACGGCUGAACCUAUAAUAACCGAAAGUGUAAUGGACCAGUUAGUCGAAACUCUGCAGAAGCUGCAGGCUAAAGUUUGUGACACAAAUACCAAGCGCUAUUACAAAUACAAAACCUUACAGACACAUCUUUUACCGGUUACUAAUAUAGCACUAGAUAAGCUAGGUAAAAGAUGCCUGACGGGCAGCUAUGACCGAACUUGUAAAGUUUGGGACAUUGACAGUGGAGCGGAGCUUUUUACUCUCGAAGGCCAUAAGAACGUGGUCUACGCAGUCUCGUUCAACAAUCCAACUUCAGACCAAAUCGUAACUGGGUCCUUCGACAAAACGGCGAAGGUCUGGUGCUCGCAGACGGGUCACUGCCUUGCAACUAUGUGGGGUCACGAUGCGGAAGUGGUGGUGGCUAAAUUUUCACCGACGCGAGGAAAACUCGCAACGGGCUCCAUCGACGCGACGUCAAAAAUAUUCCAUAUAGAAGCCGGUCAGGAAUUGGGUACGUUACGGGGACAUACGGCGGAAGUUAUUGCGCUGCAUUACAAUGACGAUGGAAAUCAGAUCAUAUCGGGUUCUUUCGACGGAACUGUGAACAUCUGGGAUACAAGAACUUUUGCGCGAACGAGCGCGUUAAUCGGUCAUCACGCGGAGUUGUCCAACUGCCUCUAUAAUUUCGAUUGUUCGUUGAUCGCGUCGUCCUCGAUGGAUAAAAGUGCAAAAGUGUGGGACACGAGAAUGAAUUCUUGCAUAACUACUUUAUUGGGGCACGACGACGAAGUUCUGGAUCUCGCUUUCGAUAACAAUGGAAAAAGACUGGCGACAGCCAGCAGCGAUACCACCGCGCGAAUUUGGAAUAUAAGCAGCGAUUUCCAACAAUUGGCUGUCAUGAAAGGCCAUCGAGAGGAAGUGUCAAAAGUUUGUUUUAAUCCGAAUGGCCAUCAACUUCUAACUGCCUCUUUGGACAGAACAGCGAGACUAUGGUCGGCAGAUGACGGUUCGUGUAUUCAGCAACUGAAGGGGCACACCGAUGAUGUUUUUGCCUGCGCAUUUUCAUACACGGGGGAUAGCAUAAUUACCGCCAGCAAGGACAAUACUUGCACAAUUUGGAGGUGACUCGACUGGUUUCAGGUGUCCCUUUAGCUCUUACUCGUCGUUCUGUUCAUCGUUUACAUUGUAUAUUUUUAUGUUAUCUAAAUAACGAUGAGCGCAGCCUAUCGUUUUUCGAUAAACAGACGAGCAGACGAUGAUAUCAAGUGCUUUCGCGUUUUACUUUAAACAACGAUGUCAAUAUUUUGACAAUGGCAAAGAGAAAAAAA